Molecule: messenger RNA, 444 nt
Organism: Staurois parvus
Lineage: Eukaryota; Metazoa; Chordata; Amphibia; Anura; Ranidae
Source: the annotation of a GenBank genome assembly
CACUGAUAAUGGGUACUGAUAGACAGCACUGAUAGGUGGCACUGACUGACAUCACUGCUGGGCACUGACUGGCACAACCGCUGGGCACUGACUGGUGGCACUGACUGGCAGCACUGCUGGGCUGCACUGAUGGGCACUGGUGGGUGGCACUGGUGGGCACAGGUGGGCGGCACAGGUGGGCACUGGUGGGUGCAUUGCUGGGCACAGGUGGGCGCACUGUUGGGCACAGGUGGGUGCAUUGCUGGGCACAGGUGGGCGCAUUGCUGGGCACAAGUGGGCGGAACUUGUGUGUGGCACAGGUGGGCACCGAUCAUCAGGGCACUGAUGAUCAGUGACCCUGAUGAUCGGUGCCGAUCCCUGUUCUGACAACUGCCGGUUUUCGGCAGUACUUUCCUCACGAUCUGACAGCGUGAGGAAAGUGCAGCCGAGAACCGGCAUUUGCAU